This is a messenger RNA of Coregonus sp. 'balchen', 7122 nucleotides long. NCBI's taxonomy places the organism in Eukaryota, Metazoa, Chordata, Actinopteri, Salmoniformes, Salmonidae. The record is from the annotation of a GenBank genome assembly.
AUGGAUGUGAGGGGGAGUCUGGCGAUGUGGUGUGGUAGAUUAUAAAGGUGUUGGUGUUUCAUGUGAGGCUUGUGUGUGUUUGUGUAAAAGGAGCGUGCAGGGGUGUGUGUGGAAGUGUUCAUGGGGAUGUGUAUGUGUACUCUAUACAGAUGCUUUCAGCCUUCCACUUCUAUGUGGGCUACAUCUCGACAAAGUUAAAUCUCGCCUCACACCUGUAGGCUGCAUCCUCAAGUCAUUAUUAUCAGAGAGGCAAAUGAUGUGAGAGGCCAGAACGUUUCUUUGAUGGCUCAAUGGCUAAAUCACAUUGACAUUCUCCCUCUGUGAAGGUGCUACUUUGCCUCCGCACAUAAUAACAUUGACAUUUCUCCCAUUCAAGGUGCUAUUUGGCCUUUGCACACACAGUAUCCAGCUGACACACGCACACACACACAACAAACCUAUUUGGUCUCCUUAUGGCUGUAUCUAUGCAAAGAAUAUGGUGUGAAAAAUGUAUAACUGCAUCAGUCUCUCAACCCUUGAAGGGGUAUUUCCCCUUAAUGCAGAAACUCUCUCACACGUGCGUGAGCACAUGCCUCCUUUCACAAGUGAAUAUGUGACAGGCAGUGUUACACCCUCACUCUGGUGUGUCUUCAUGUCUUUCACGCACUGUGUGUGUGUGUGUGUGUGUUCCAUCCUCAACACCCACUAAUGGGUAAAAACAUCUCCUCUAAUUGAAAUGAUGCAUCCAUUAACACAUUCUGGUCAACGUGCCAGCCUUUAUUCUCGUGGGGACCUAAAAUUAAUUUCCAUUCAAAAUCCUAUUUUCCCUAACCCUAAUUGUAACCCUAACUCUAAUUGUAACCUUAACCCCUAAGCUUAAUAUAGCCUUUGUCUUCAUGGGGAUGUGGGAAAUGGCCCCACGAGGGAAAAUGUUCCUUGUUUUACUAUCCUUGUGGGGACUUUUGGAUUUUAGGUCCACACAAGGAUAGAAGAACCAACACACACACAAACCAGCCUCUAGGGUGCCUUAGAACUUGUGGCUUCCAUAUUGAGUUGACAAUACAUGACCUUAUAGAUCAGUGUGUUUUUUAUCUUGAGAGUUGGCUGGGAGGACUGGUGAGGUUUGGGUUUUUUGUUGAUGCAGGGUCUGUUUUUUUUUUUUAUAAGAAAGUGUUUUUGCAAUAAGAGUAUCAAAGUGUCUCUCUCUUUUUCUCGCUCUCCCCCUCCCUCUUUUGAAACAGGAAUUUAGCCUAAUAUGUGUGAGCAGUUUUGGUAUUAAAGCAAUUUUUGCUGUUUUAAUGUUUGUUUGAAAGUAUGAUAUUGAGCCAAUAAAUUGGAUUGAAAUUCAAAUUCCCCCUCUCGCUCCUUCCCUCUCCCCUCCCUUCCUCUCGCUCUCCUCUAGGAGUCUGAGGCCAGGGCGUCACCCAGAGGAGGACGACAUAGUGCCUGAGCUGGCCCGCCUGAUCUACCCCCGAGAGAGACCUGACUGGGAGGAGACCAUCAGCGCCAUGGUGAGCUGGAGGCCACUGACAGAGAUGCGCGCGCACGCACACGCGCUUACAUACAUGUACACACUAGUGAUGGGGGCAUAAAUUGACAGUUACAUAUCGAAAUAUUGUUUUUGGAUGGUAUUAUAUCGAUAUUUGACUCCAAGUAUUGAUAAAAAUAAAUAAAUAUAUAUAUAUAUAUAUAUAUAUAUAUAUACACACACACACACACACACACACACACACACACACACACACACACACACACACACACACACACACACACACACACACACACACACACAGUACCAGUCAAAGUUUGGACACCUACUCAUUUGGACACCUGCACACUCUUGGCAUUCUCUCAACCAGCUUCACCUGGAAUGCUUUUCCAACAGUCUUGAAGGAGUUCGGAAAUAUGCUGAGCACUUGUUGGCUGCUUUUCCUUCACUCUGCGGUCCGACUCAUCCCAAACCAUCUAAAUUGGGUUGAGGUCGGGGGAUUGUGGAGGCCAGGUCAUCUGAUGCAGCACUCCAUCACUCUCCUACUUGGUCAAAUAGCCCUUACACAGCCUGGAGGUGUGUUGGGUCAUUGUCCUGUUGAAAAACAAAUGAUAGUCCCACUAAGUCCAAACCAGAUCAGAUGGCGUAUCGCUGCAGAAUGCUGUGGUAGCCAUGCUUUUUAAGUGUGCCUUGAAUUCUAAGUAAAUCACAGACAGUGUCACCAGCAAAGCACCCCCACACCAUCACACCUCCUCUUCCAUGCUUUACGGUGGGAAAUACACAUACGGAGAUCAUCCAUUCACCCACACCACGUCUCAUAAAGACACGGUGGUUGAAACCAAAAAUCUCCAAUUUGGACUCCAGACCAAAGGACACAUUUCCACUGGUCUAAUGUCCAUUGCUCGUGUUUCUUUGCCCAAGCAAGUCUCUUCUUAUUAUUGGUGUCCUUUAGUAGUGGUUUCUUUGCAACAAUUCGACCAUGAAGGACCGAUUCACACAGUUUCCUCUGAACAGUUGAUGUUGAGAUGUGUCUGUUACUUGAACUCUGUGAAGCAUUUAUUUGGGCUGCAAUUUCUGAGGCUGGUAACUCUAAUGAACUGCAGCAGAGGUAACUCUUGGUCUUCCAUUCCUGUGGUGGUCCUCAUGAGAGCGAGUUUCAUCAAAGCGCUUGAUGGUUUUUGCGACUGCACUUGAAGAAACUUUCAAAGUUCUUGAAAUGUUCCACAUUGACUGACCUUCAUGUCUUAAAGUUUAUUUUGCUAAUUUGCACCCCAGUAUCUCUAUUUGCACAUCAUCUCUUGCACAUCUAUCAUUCCAGUGCUAAUACUAAAUUGUAAUUAUUUUGCACUAUGGCCUAUUUCUUGCCUUACCUCCAUAACUUCCUACAUUUGCACACACUGUAUAUAUAUUUUCUGUUGUAUUUUUACCCCAUAUGUUUUUUUUUUUUAUCACACUGCUUUGCUUUAUCUUGGCCAGGUCGCAGUUGUAAAUGAGAACUUGUUCUCCAAUUGUUUACCUGGUUAAAUAAAGGUGAAAAAAAAAUAAUAAUAAUUUUUUACAGUAAUGAUGGACUGUCGUUUCUCUUUGCUUAUUUGAGCUGUUCUUGCCAUAAUAUGAACUUGGUCUUUUACCAAACUCUGUAUACCCCCUCUACCUUGUCACAACUCAACUGAUUGGCUCAAACGCAUUAAGAAGGAAAUAAAUUCCACAAAUGAACUUUUAAGAAGGCACCCAUUAAUUGAAAUUAAUUCCAGGUGACUACCACAUGAAGCUGGUUGAGAGAAUGCCAAGAGUGUCCAAAGCUGUCAAGGCAAAGGGUGGCUAUUUGAAGAAUCUCAAAUAUAAAAGAUAUUUCAAUUUGUUUAACACUUUUUUGGUUACUACAUGAUUCCAUAUGUGUUAUUUCAUAGUUUUGAUGUCUUCACUAUUAUUCUACAAUGUAAAAAUAAAGAAAAACCCUUGAAUGAGUAGGUGUGUCCAAACUUUUGACUGGUAGAGUGUAUAUAUAAAAUAUUAGAAUCGCAGUAUCACAUCUCAAUACAUAUAGAAUUGUGACAAUCGCAAUACAUAUCGUUUCGGCACCUAAGUAUUGUGAUAAUAUCAUAUCGUGAGGUCCCUGGCAAUUCUCAGCCCUAGUACACACACGAACACGCACACACACACAAAGUAUCCCAGCUUAGAGUGAUCCCGAACAGUGUCGGUGCUAAUCAAACGUUCAGUACUUAGAUAACAAGGCUCCUCUUUGAUUGGGGCUCGUUGGCUCCCUAACACCGUUUUAUCUCAGUGUUCUUUAAUGAACUGAUUGUCUUAACUGUUAGGGAAAUGUCUUGAUAUCAAACUGAAAUGCUGCGUCAACAUCCAGCCUCCGCUCCCAAUUGUGAAAUGACGAUGAUGCCUCUCAUGUACAUUAAUUUAACUUUAGAAGUAGUGGGGAUGUAUCAGAACCUAAUCUAUUUAUGUAUACUGAACAGAAAUAUAAACGCAACAUGUAAAGUGUUGGUUCCAUGUUUCAUGAGCUGAAAUAAUAGAUCCCAGAAAUUUUCCAUAUGCACAAAAAGCUUAUUUAUCUCAAAUUUUUUGAACAAAUUAGUUUACAUCCCUGUUAGUGAGCAUUUCUCCAUUGCCAAGAUAAUCCAUCCACCUGACAGAUGUGGCAUAUCAAGAAGCUGAUUAAACAGCAUGAUCAUUACACAGGUGCACCUUGUGCUGGGUACAAUAAAAUGUUCCGUUUUGUCACACAACACAAUGCCACAGAUGCCUCUUUUGAGGGAGCGUGCAAUUAGCAUGCUGACUGCAGGAAUGUCCACCAAAGCAGAUGCCAGAGAAUUGAAUGUUAAUUUCUCAACCAUAAGCUGCCUCCAACGUCGUUUUAGAGAAUUUGGCAGUACAUCCAGCCGGCCUUACAACCGCAGACCACAUGUAACCACGCCAGCCCAGGACCUCCACAUCCGGCUUCUUCACCUGUGGGAUUAUCUGAGACCAGCCACCCGGAACGGCCGAUGAAACUGAGGAGUAUUUCAGGCUGUAAUAAAUACUUUUUGUCUGGGAAAAACCGACUGGAUGGGCCUGGCUCCCCAGAGGGUGGGCCUAUGCCUUCCCAUGCCCACCCAUGGCUGUGCCCCUGCCCAUUAAUGUGAAAUCCAUAGAUUACGGACUAAUUUAUUUAUUUCAAUUGACUGAUUUCCUUAUAUGAAUUGUAUCUCACUAGAAUCAUGUUGCGUUUAUAUUUUUGUUCAGUAUAUGUAGGCUAAACUUAAGAAAAAUUGUAAUGAGGACAUUUUAGUGUUUAAACCAACCACUUAAAUCAGAUGAUUCAAUAUGAAUAUAAUGAUUAUACGAUAGAUAUUAAUCAAUUAAUUUAAUCCCUCUCAUAUAAUUCAAGUUAUCACAUCUUUUAGUAAAUAUCUACAUUUUUAAUAUGCCAAAGUCUCCAUUAGUGAUAUGAUACCUUAACUCAUUCAGUUGAUGAAAUCAUACAUCACUUCAACCAUCCAAGCUCAAGUAAUUAUUUUCUCUCCAACUGAGCUGCAUUCAGCAACAUGCUAGCUGAAAUGAGGCCAUCUCCAUGGUAACAUGACAGUUGGCCGUCACCAUGCUCACUUUGGAACCACAAACAUUCAAUACAGUGGCUGAGAGACACAGUCGGCGUCCCAAAUUGCACCCUAUUCCCUAUAUACUGCUCUACUUUUGACAAGAGCCCUAUUGGCCCAGGUCAAACGUAGUGCACUAAAUAGGGAAUGGGGUGCAAGUUGGCGCACAGACACAGCCAUCUCUCUACCGCUAAUGAAUGUUGAUCAGUUUUGAAACAUUAAAGAAGUGUCAUAUCUGCUGUUCUUUUGUUAAAUUCUGUAUUCUGUUAUUAUGAAGGGGCCGAUACGUGUGAAUAGAUUUCUCUAAAUAAGUCACACUUGUGGUUUGGGGACAUUGUUGUGAUAAAAAAUGCUAUGGUAGUUGGCGGUCACAUUGGGUAGCCGUAUUCCCAAAUGGCAGUAGCGGUCAUACGUUGCAGGCAGUGGUUGUUGUGCUGUAUUUCAGAGGAUGAAUAGAUCAAUAAGUCUGCCAAGCUCUCGACGUGUCAUAACGGUUGACCAAGUGCACAUUGAUAGCAGAACAUUGGUCAGGUCGUUACUGCAAAAGAGAAUGUGUUAUCACUGGCUUACAUGGAUGCAAAUAGGCCUAGAAGAAAAUAGUUACAUGCAGUAGUUAGUCGAGUAAUACUGUAUAUUUGAAUAAUGCCUAAUGUGAAAAUGCAAUACAUAUGCAAAAUACUUCACAUUCAGCGUCACUUAAUGCGACGUAGGCUGCUGUGCAUAAUAUUUACCAACCAAAGUGUUCAGGGAGUUCCUUGAAGAGACCUUGCCUUCUUCAAGACACAGUUGAAUAUUUUAUAGGUACAACUGAACUUCUGGAAAUGUUUUGGAUAGACUUCAUAAGCCUAUCUUGUCACUCCCCUUGGGGAAGCGCUGAAGUGGUUGCUACCAGUGUUUCCCUGCUCCUAGUAGCUCUUACUAGCCUGGUUUUCACUCUGUAUUUGCUUUAGCAGAAACAUUUUCGAUGCCAAACAGCAAUAACAAUGGAGUCGGCUAAAGCAGAAAGAACAAAAAGGGACUGGCACACAGGCUAACUGAUAUACAUUCCCAUUCACAGCAAGUGCAGGCCUGACAUGAUGCUCUUUGUACCCCGGCCCACCUGGCUCCUGUCUCUCUGACCUCAUUGGGAAUGCUUAACUGCAUAUCACCUUCACUGUCUUUGGCUGCAGUCAGCUAGAAAGGGACCGAAAACUUCCCCACAUCUCACCCUGUCCUCUCUCUCUCUCUCUCCCUCUCUCUCUCCCUCCCCUUCAUUCUCGAGGACAUCUUCUCUAGCAUAACAUCCGCUACUAUACUCCUUCUAUAGCUCUCUAUCUCUUCUAUUACUACUAGUAUCUCCUCCAUCAUCAUUAGAUAGCUAUAGCUCUCUAGAUCUCUAUCUAUCUUCUCUCUCUCUCUUCUCUCUCUCUCUCUCUCUCUCUCUCUCUUCUCUCUCUCUCUUCUUUACUUUCCUUACUAUCUCUGGUUCCUCUUCUUUCGCUCUGUUAGCUUAGUGUUGCUCUUUUCCCUUCCCUGGCAGUCUGUGUUGACUUAAGCCACACAGGAUUACAUUAAUGUAAUUUAAUGUUGUCAAGUGUGUUUUAACCUCGCUCUGUCACAGAUUAGCCUCUCAGUCAUGGGAUCAGGGGUCAGACUUUACUAUGUUGGGUCAAAUUUAGCUAGUAGGGGCCUGGAGUGGUCUAGCAGUUGGUGUGUUUGAAUCCGACCGACUGCCCUUCUAACGCACUCUAUCCUAACUUUCCUUCCACUCUUUCAAUUUGUCUGUCCAAUAAAGAUGAAAAAUACAACAACCAAAAAUAUAUAAAAAGUAGCUAGUCACUACGUUUUGGAAAAGUGUAUUUGAACAGUUUUGCUUUGCGCUGUCCCUAGGUUUCUCUUGCAUGCAGGUCAACUUAUAUGGAGUUGUUUGUCAAAGGUGAAGUCACAAGUCAUGUAUUGACGAGUAUGUGUUUCUUUUGCGACAUGCAGGCGCGGAGUGCUGAGGUCCCCGAGCUGAGCACCGAGCCCCUCCUGCGCUCCUGCAGCAGCACAGCCAGCAUGAAGGUCAAGAACGUCAAGAAGUGA